Molecule: messenger RNA, 749 nt
Organism: Dermatophagoides pteronyssinus (European house dust mite)
Lineage: Eukaryota; Metazoa; Arthropoda; Arachnida; Sarcoptiformes; Pyroglyphidae
Gene: vih
Product: ubiquitin conjugating enzyme vih
Source: RefSeq, a predicted model, not a curated record
UUCAAUUCAUCGGCCAACUUUGGACACGUUUUUUGUUUCUUCAAAACUUUUUUUUCAUCAAAAUUCACCAACGAUUUAAGAAAAACAACAGCAAUGAGUUUAUCGGAUCUAAAUAUUUAUUCACCAAAAUCUAAAGAUAUGAAUGUUGAUCGUUCGGCGGCCGUAAAACGUCUGCAAAAAGAAUUAAUGGAAUUAAUGGUUUGUGGUGAUAAAUCAAUAUCAGCAUUUCCUGAUGGUGAAAAUCUUUUCAGAUGGAUCGCAACAAUCGAUGGACCAAAAGAUACUGUUUAUGAUAAAUUAUCCUAUCGAAUGGCAAUAAAAUUUUCAGCACAUUAUCCAUUCAAAGCACCGCAAGUAAAAUUUUUAAAUCAUUGUUUUCAUCCAAACAUUAGUCCAUUGGGUGAUAUUUGUUUGGAUAUUUUGAAAGAAAAUUGGUCAGCAUUAUAUGAUGUUCGUACAAUAUUAUUAUCAAUACAAUCAUUAUUGGGUGAACCAAAUCUAGAUUCACCAUUAGAUCAACAAGCAGCAAAAUUAUGGGGACAAGAUGAUGAUUAUCGUAAAAUUGUUAUGGAAAAAGUUAAACAACAAAUUCAUGAUUAAAUAAUCGAAUCAUCGAAUAAGUAGGAAUUUUUAAUUAUCAAUAUUUAUAAUAAUUUUCUCAUUUUUUAAAAUCAAUUAAUUCACAAUUUAUAAUUAAUAAUUAAUAAUAAUAAUAAUUUUUGAUAAUAAAAUAAAAUAAUUGCUAAAAA